UGGCGCUGGGGGCGGAGUGAGGCCCAGUCGUUCGCACAGGCUUCGGCCCAGCUUCCAGAGGAAGGUGGGAGUCAAUCAUUUUGACAAGUCUCCUGAAAGGAACAGCUAGCAGGAGCUGAAACCUUUUUCCAUUUGGUCUCGUGGCAAAGGCAGAGAUCCCGCCAGCAGCUCCACACAAUAUGACGUGCUCACUAGUGCCCUCUGAACAGUCUUCUGGUACUUCUCUCUUGCCUAAAGACAAUGCCCCAUUUUCAUGGGGUUCCUUGGAUGAGGAUGGAUUGGAUGACUCCUUGCUGGAGCUGUCUGAUGGAGAAGAAGAUGAUGGCCAUUUGAGUUUAACGGAGGAAGAGAUUCAGGAGCUCUUGAAGGAUGAUGAUGCUCUUGAUGAUGACCUGUCAAAUGAGCACUUUUCUUGGGGAGGAGGGUUGCUUAAAGAUGACAGCAGGCAUGUUGAGAAGGGAGGGAGAGGGAGUCAAAUUCUCCUUGACACUCCCCAAGAGAAAAAUUCGUUGUACAGCUUGGGACCAGUACCUGAGACCCCUGGCCUCUCCAAACUACCUCAACUAAGUACAUCAGUUGGUCGUGGACCAACUCCUACUAAACCAUUAAACAGACGCUUUGCACUAGAAAAGAAUCUUAUAAAAAUAACAGUUGCACCAUUUGAUCCAACAGUUUGUGAUGCUGUGCUUGAUAAGGACAAGACUGAUACGUCCAAAGAUAUUGAAAAACCCUCCUCCCUUGGAGAAGAGAUGAGAGAAGAUGGUCUUAGCCCAAAUGAGAGCAAACUUUGCACUGAAUUUGAAGGGAUCAGCCCCAAUAACUCUGCCUGGGAUGGGCCCCUGCUCCCUUCUUCAAACAAUAACUUUCAGCAAACUGUCUCUGAUAAAAAUAUGCCUGACAGUAAGAAACCUACGCCUGUAUUCUCUCAGAUCUUGGACCAUUCAGAGACUCCUAAUACGGGGUCAUCCUGGAGAAGUGGAUCACAUGAAUCAAGUUGUGAAAUGAGGUUUCCGGUUGUUUCCAGUUCAUCAAACAAACAGGAAGUUCUUGACAAGGAUUCUGGGAAGCUGAAAGUCCCUGAGAGAAGACUAGGUAAAGUCAUUCCUGUUCUGCAAGCCAAAACAAGGACUAAUGUUACGACGUUUUCACAAUCGGAUCUAGAGCAGCAGAAGCAAAAAUAUCUGAGAAGUGUCAUUGCUCAUAUAGAGGACUCGAACCAAGGUAUGCUGGGGGAGCUGCAUGCCUUGGUGGAUCAAGUUCAUAUGCAGGACCCAAAAUGGCAGCAUCCUUCAGACCUCACCAUGCGAAACUACGCCCGGAAACGACAGAAACCUCUGCAAAGAUAUAGUCUGACUCAGUGGGUUGACAGGAACAUGCGAAGCCACCAUCGGUUCCAGCGUCUUUCAGAUUUCCGGUCCAGUCCAUUUGUCUCACCCCAUCAGCAGUGAAGGUCCCUAUCCAAGGUCCUGUCCAGAGCAGCAUCUCAUCUUCUUGUGCUGUUUUGUGCUUUGUAGAUUUUGAAUUUUAUUUUUCACAAGAUUUUUAUUUAAAGAACUUGUCACCUUUUGGAAAUGCCCAUUGCUGACUUGAAUUUUUUUGUAUAAGGUCCUUCCUGUUUGUGUGUGUGUAUGUAUGUAUGUUUUUAAGCAGUGUUAAGUUGAUUUAGUUUUUAUUUUUUUAUUUAAAGUGAAGGUGGCUGCCUCCUGAAAGCCAACAUUAAGCCAAAACACUCAGGCUCAAGCAAAACACCCACCUCUAUGCAGAGGUAGAGUCUACUUCUGGUGCCCAAAAUCUCCUGUAAGGAAGAGAUUCUUUAUCAGGCUGCAAACCAGUGUUAAUUAUUGCUGCUGACUUAAAAAUGGACACAAGUCACUUCUAACAACCCCUCUUAUUUUUUUAUUUGAAUCUCCGAAUACCUGUCAGUAUUUUAAAGUUGGUGACCUUUGAAGUAGGAUGGAGCAGGACAAAAAUCCUGUUGAAAGGACAAAUUAAGAGUGUAAAUCUUCUCCUUUCUGUACCUACUAGCUGCCUUUAUUUUUUUGGCUUUUUUUCAUUCUUCAUUAAAUUGAUUUUGCACAAUAGUGUUUACAAAUCUUACACAUCUUAACUCUGACAGAAGACUACUGACUAACCCUUGUUGAUUUGUGGUCUUGUGACUGGUCUUGUGAUUGUCUUCUCGGCCUUUCUUCAAGGAUUUUCCUUGUUUUUCCCCCAGUGACCACUAUGCUCCUUAGGGUUCUACCAGUGUUGUCCUGUAUCCUGUUAGAAAUAUAUAUGCCUCUUAAGAAGAGCCUCCCUGCUGUCUUUAUUGACGAGUUGGCCACCCAGAGUCUUGACUGUAGGGGACAGGCCAGAAAGCCAGUGCUAUUGAGGUGUCAGUUGGUUUUCAGUUUCAUCUACUGAACCCCAACUUCAAGUAUGAGUUGAUGUGUUGGUCAGUGAGCCUCCAUCCUAUGGGAGAGACUUUGGAGAGGUACUUUUUUCUCUCCCUUAUUAGUUAACAAGAGGUGCCUUUAGACACCCUGGAUGUUACCAUCUCCUCAUUUGGUCAAAACUCGGGUGCAGUUUCACAAAACUGCUCAAGUGGGUCUAAUAUAGUUGUGAUGAAGCUUCCGCACAAAAGCAUUACCUGAUCUUAAGGUUUGGUGUUUUAAUUCAAGUUGACAGACUUUGUGCAGCCAUCUUAGUGGAUGUCUUAGGAGUUUGUUACUCUCUUUUACAGACACUGCUAGACAUCUUUUGGGAGAUUUUGCAGUCCGGCAUUUGUGCUAUUGUUGUUCAGUCUCUGUGAAGGUUGUACAUAGUUGCUGUAGCACAGCCUGUGAUAUUGGGCUAGCUGCAUCUGUCUGGUUUUGUUGUUUCAUCAGCCCUAUCUUUUUAUGUGAGUAUCCCGUCUUAAAUAUCCUACCCUGGUUUAGAAACUGACUUGGGAAAAGUUUGGUCAUUCAAGCCAUCACUAAAUUUAGAUCGAUAUCCCCAAAUGUUUACUGUUUUUAUCCAGUCAAGGAUUCUCUUUUUCUUGGACAUUUGGUACAGAUUCUGGGACCAAAAUGCAAAGAAGUUCUGUUGAAAGGCAAGAGUCAAAAUCUGUUAUUUCAGUUGGCAUAAUUGGCAUUUACUACAUAAUCACUUUUCCAGGUUUCCCUAAAUUAGCUUGAUGGAGAUAAGCAAACAUCCACCUUUGGAACCAUAGCAUAGUUAAAAUUAAUUGUAGCUGGAAUAACUAGCAUUGCAACUGUGUAGUUCCCCACAAUAACCCAAGGAGUGAAGGGACAGCAUUUUGCUUAGGCAAAAAUGUAAGACUCCUGUUCCACUUUCCUGGUACAGGAGGGUUUACAUCUGAAUGUGUAAUGGGAGCAUCGCCUUUGCCAAAUCAAAUGAGUGACGGGUUAACUAGAAAAUGUGACGAUCACAUUUCUUCUAUGCUCAAAUAAUUCUGUUUUUCCAAAGCUUUAGCAGCUUCAUUAAAUCUGUUGGACAGGGGGAGGAGAGAACUCUUCUCUAGCGGUUAACAUGAUAUUCUUUAAGAAGAAAAGCAAAGCCAAAGAAAACUCAUUAUCAGGCAUGUUUGCCUUAAAGAUGGUAGUGGGUAGAAUCUGGAUUUUAAUCAUAUUUGGUGUUGACCCCUAAGUCUAAUAUUUCGUGUGGAAUUCUUGCCUUAUUGUUUUAUUUGAGUAAGCAUUAUGUGCAUUUAACUGCCUACCUAGCUUUCUUCAUGAUGACAUUCUCACCACAGGGGUCCUGACAAAGCAGAGUAAAAAUGUGCUGUUUACAUAGUUUACUUGUAAGUAAAGAGCCUGAAAUAACCUGUAGUUUUAUAUCUAACACAGGCCCUGAUUUACUGGAGUUGUUGUCAGGAUCGAUUAUGAAACUGAAGUUUGGUGCCUCCUCUUUAUCAUGUUUUUUCCCUUGUAGCAGUUGUGUUUAAUGUCAUUAAAAAGAAAUAAAAGUUCUUGUCAGUGGCA
Molecule: messenger RNA, 3965 nt
Organism: Diceros bicornis minor
Lineage: Eukaryota; Metazoa; Chordata; Mammalia; Perissodactyla; Rhinocerotidae
Gene: S100PBP
Product: S100P binding protein
Exons: 7
Coding region: 180-1448 (422 amino acids)
Cellular component (GO): cytosol; nucleus
Molecular function (GO): calcium-dependent protein binding
Source: RefSeq, a predicted model, not a curated record